This is a messenger RNA of Saxophila tyrrhenica, 1776 nucleotides long. RefSeq lists its product as uncharacterized. Gene Ontology annotation, biological process: regulation of DNA-templated transcription. The coding region runs from base 1 to 1776 and encodes 591 amino acids. NCBI's taxonomy places the organism in Eukaryota, Fungi, Ascomycota, Dothideomycetes, Mycosphaerellales, Extremaceae. Gene Ontology annotation, molecular function: zinc ion binding; DNA-binding transcription factor activity, RNA polymerase II-specific. The record is from RefSeq and is a predicted model, not a curated record. The transcript has 3 exons.
AUGCAGAAAUGGCACAACGGGACGGCCAAACACGCCACCCUCGACGGGCUGCUCGUGCAGAUGACGGCGACCAGCAAUGUUGACGGCAUCUCCCUAAGCGACGUGCACGCGUUCGCCGCUCAACUAUCUGCAGCCGCCCAGAAGGAACGUCUCUCCACUGCCGAGACCAUCGCCGUGCUUAAGAAGCACAUCGAUACCAUUCGUGAGGGUAACGCCACGCAGGCACUACCUAAUGAACAGGUCGGCGAACAGCGCACGCGCGUUGCGAGUUCCGCUCAGGAUGCUGUGAUGACGGACUCGACGGUCACCCACGGUGCCAACGCCGCAAAAGAGAUUCACGAGCUGAAUUUGCUGAAGGUGGAGCAGCAGCAACGCGUGACUCUGCUCGAGAGGGAGGUGCAAAGCCUGAAGGCAAAAGAGCCCGGCGAGAUCACUGAGCCCAGCGAAGAAAUUGUCAAUUUGUUGUGGGAUCUGAAGUCACAGAACAAAUCGUUGCGCGGUGAGAAAACGGCGUUGGGGAACAGGGUUCGGCACCUGGAGCAAGCAAGACAGCCCACUGCAGACGCGGAAGAGAUGAGCGAGUUGAAAGCCAAAGUCGGAGUGCUCAAAACAGAGGUUCAAAGAGCUAGUGCGAAGUGCAAGACCUUCAACGAGACUACCAACGAACGCAACAAGCUGUUAGAAAAGGUCAUCGAGCUCAGAGCCGACAAGGUGCGCCUCGAAUCGGAGAUUCACCAACUCAAGUCAAAGUCAUGUAACGCCACCGGCAUGACCGCAGCUGUUUCAAAGGAUUUGAGGCUGCCGCCUACGGAUGGGAUGGUUCGUGGUCGCGGGCAGUGGCAUGAGAAGGAGAAUCAGCAGCUUAAAGUGAACACUGCUAGCACAUUCGCUCGGACCAAUGCGGCCCAGGCAACACGUCCUGCUACUGCAUUUGGCCGGUUUGGUGGACUUCCUGUCCCUCUGAAAGCUUCGGCGGAUCAUGCAAUGGAGCCUGCUGUCGCUACCAUCCCACCCAGCGCAUUGAGGGCUCUCCUGGACAACCGUACGCUCGGGUCGAAACCAACGGUGCGCCUCCCCAAGUCGGAACACUCCUUGCGUACAGGCACGGCAUCAGCUGUGGCGCCAAACGACCCUCAGCUUCGCUCGCAAUCAGUUGUGGCGACGAAUGCUGCCUGGGACCAAAGGUUCCAGGCUCUCUUCAGCCGUGCGCCUGCUCCUUCGUCGCCUGCUGCCUUACCUUUUGGGUCUCGGCCUUCAGUCUUCUCAGACCCACGUUCAGACCAAUAUGGUGACGUCUCAGCCCGCAAGAGAGGACCAGUGGAGCACGAGCAGGAGAGCAAUGUGAAGAGGAUGAAAGUGGAAGGUUCAUCGGGCGGUGACCGCGUCUGUGGGCACUGUCGUGAACAGGAUCUCAAGUGCGACGGGAGGUCUCCGUGCAACAAUUGCUUCGGACGUCUCCGCAGUUGCAACUACACGACUGUGUGGGCACACCGCGGGGCGGAGGGUAGUGACUCGUCCUCUAGUCCUCUGCGUGGUCUCGGUGGUGCGGCGGGAUCUGCUUCCCAGGCUCACGACCGCACCACCGGAGCUGCGCAGAAGGGCAGUGGUUCGCAUCUCCCCAAUCCGUUUCUGAGACGGGAUUCAGUCCAUCAGAACAAUUUUGGUGACGCUGUCGACCAGCUCAUCCUGGGCGAGAAGGCAAAGACUCAGCAGCUCACGGCUGAGGAGGCCCGUCGCUUCUGGCCGCCGACAACGUUCAAGUACGACCGCAGUUAG